UGGUACGAGUAUAUAUAAGACCCGGCAACCAGUUGCUCCAUCCUUUCAGUUGCGCUUUCUCUGGGACUCGACACACGCCAGCAACAAUUGCAGCUCCUAUGAGCGCCAUCAACUGUUGAGCAACGACCAAGACCACAAGACAACGAGGAUGCAUUGGCUAGCACAUUUUCAGAUCAUUUUGCUAUGCAUAUGGUUAAUGUGCUCCAGCUCCAAUGCCAUGCCAUGCGACUCCUGUGGCAAAGAGUGCGCCAGCGCCUGCGGCACUAAGCAUUUUCGCACCUGCUGCUUCAACUAUCUACGCAAACGCAACGAUCCGGAUGAGCUGCGUCGCAGCUCGGACCGCAGACUGAUUGAUUUUAUCUUGCUGCAAGGCAGGGCCCUGUACACGCAGGAGCUGCGCGAGCGACACAACAAUGGCACCCUCAUAGACCUCGGCCUGCAAACCUACUACAACUGAUGGCAGAUCCACGCACACUGACACCCACACUGACUUCUGAUCCGGAACCCUUGCUCUCCCCCACUCCCACGAUUCACAUGAUAAUCCACGGCUGAAUGCUUGAAAUGUUUGAGAUGUUAAUUUUCCAAUAAAGGCGCAAACUUCUUUCGGGCACUGUGCUUUAUAAAGCAU
Molecule: messenger RNA, 628 nt
Organism: Drosophila subobscura
Lineage: Eukaryota; Metazoa; Arthropoda; Insecta; Diptera; Drosophilidae
Gene: Trissin
Product: trissin
Exons: 3
Coding region: 149-457 (102 amino acids)
Source: RefSeq, a predicted model, not a curated record